Molecule: messenger RNA, 935 nt
Organism: Saccostrea cuccullata (small rock oyster)
Lineage: Eukaryota; Metazoa; Mollusca; Bivalvia; Ostreida; Ostreidae
Exons: 4
Coding region: 1-693 (230 amino acids)
Source: RefSeq, a predicted model, not a curated record
AUGGCGAAUGUUAGAAUUUUAUUCCUCAUCAUGUCUAAUCCUGGAUUCAUUGAUAUAUCACAAUCUCCGCAGAAAGUGUCGGCACAGUCAUGUGAUGGUAAGAACGGAUGCUGUGCUGGAUUUACAUGGGAUGCAUCACUUAGAGCUUGCAGAAAAUGCACGGAUGGUUAUUUCGGUCUCAACUGUAGUCAACCAUGCCUGUAUCCCUAUUACGGAGAAAACUGCAGCGCAAAAUGCCAGUGUGCAGUACAAUUCUGUAACAACACAUUUGGUUGCUUUGAUAAUCAAAGUACAACUGAAACUGACCGACAGCUGUCGCAGGGAAUAACCCUUGAAAUUGAGACACAUAAAAGAAAUGCUUACGACGAGUCGGCUGGUACAAUUGGACAUAUGUUUUCCCAUGAUACAUUCAAAGUUAUACUUUCAAUUGUCUGUGUUGGAAUAGUUCUACUUUUAAUUUUUCUAAUUACUAAUUUUAUUUUAUACAUACGUACACUAAACAUUUUGAAAAAUCAUUACGGAUCAACCAUGAUGAAACGUUGUUUUGGAAGUUUGAAGAACGAGCAAAAUAUUCAAAAAAUAAUAGAAGGAACUGCAAAUAUUUCAAUGAUCUAUGACAAAAAAAGACCACGUAUUCUCUUGAAAUUCAAAAUAAAAGCAAACAAACAAAUCGAACGGACAACCAAUAUCUGAUUUCAGAAGAAACACGACAUCUGUCUGAAGAGUUAAGGGAAUACGAGUCUAUAAAUGAAGGGGUGCCAUUCAUGCUUUCUACAACGAGUCAUCGUGUUGACGAAAGCAUAAUCAAUACUGCUGACACUUCAUCAGAUUAUAAAGAUGAAUUUGAUACAAAUUUGAAACAAAUAUCAAUUCAAGAUCUAGACUCCACUGAAAACAUUUUACAGAAUGAUCGACAGCAAGACGAGUAUCUAACG